Molecule: messenger RNA, 3446 nt
Organism: Trematomus bernacchii (emerald rockcod)
Lineage: Eukaryota; Metazoa; Chordata; Actinopteri; Perciformes; Nototheniidae
Gene: cisha
Product: cytokine inducible SH2-containing protein
Exons: 3
Coding region: 2334-3011 (225 amino acids)
Biological process (GO): intracellular signal transduction; phosphatidylinositol phosphate biosynthetic process
Cellular component (GO): phosphatidylinositol 3-kinase complex
Molecular function (GO): 1-phosphatidylinositol-3-kinase regulator activity
Source: RefSeq, a predicted model, not a curated record
AACAACAGACAAGCAACAUACUUUAUUUCCGGUUUAAUGGGCCUCUAAUCACGUCAUAACCGAAUAAUCACCACAUAAAAAACAGUUUUCGCCUUUCUUUGUCUUCUUCUGAAUCGACUGUCAGGAUAGUGUAACACAGAAAUUAUGCAAAUCCCAGAAUAGGGUUUGUAAUCUGAAAAUAGUAAAAAGGGAAGCUCUGCAUACUCAGGUGCAGCUCAAGUAAACAUAGGAAAUAUAGUUCACAAUUGUCCAAACAAGAGCUGAAACAAUUCGUCAAUUUCUCCAUUAGCUCAACAACUGAUAACAAAUCUAAAUCCUUUUAUUUAUUUGUUUACAUGGUCAAUUUAGAACCAAACCCCCCCCCCCCCCUAUCCUGGUUUCCAUCAUUAUUUAUUAUUCUCCCUGAGUUUUAAUUUCCCUUUUUUAUUUGUUAUAACUCAUAAACCAUCCUCAUUACAAAACAUACAAACCCUAAUCUAACAUGACAUGUCACAAAGACCAGCAACUAAACUGUCCUCAAAAAACCAGACAAGUGAAAAUUAGACAUCAGUCACAGUGUUAACAUCGAGCUGAAGGUUGAUACAGUAUGUUCCUUUCAUCUUCAAAUUCUUAGUAAUUUCUCUGCCUUCCCAGUACAAUGUUCUCCAGUUACCAACUGUCCCUGGAGUCUCUGCGCUCCUAGAAAAUAUGCCUUUUCAUAUUAUAUACUUUAGGACAACGUUCAGUUUGAAAUGCUUUGUAUAUAACAUUCAAACAUGUAAAUCUUCCUUUAUGAGGAAGGUAGUUUCUCUAAAUAUUGGUUAUGGUUAUUUUCACGUUUGUCAGAUUCAGUUAAUGUGCUUUGUUUGACUGCUGAAUAUUGCAUGGUGCCAGUUUAGCAAACAAGAUCAUCCUGUUACAUAAUAAAUAAUAAAGUAAAUCAAGAUAAAGGUUCACGAAAAAUAACUGCACUGUUCUUUUCCCCCCCUGAACUUAAAAAAAAACAUAAUGUUCAAACGCAUCCAGCGGGGUAAAUAAGUCCACAAUUCUUCCUAGGGGAAAAGCACAUUUCAGGAUUUCUUGGAAAAUGUGGAGAUUUAGAAAUUAUGGAGCAGCAUGCUUUGGUUAUGAUACAGACAUGUUUGAUAUGUUUGUGUGAGUGAUGGUUCAGACUUUUGAGUAAAUAUUUAAAACACUUAAACAACUAAAUGGUGAAAAACCAGCUGCCCAGCAGGCCUUAUUUGGCCUGAAUCUAGUCAUUCAGAGUAAAAAAAAAAGUUGAACUGACGUGGAUUUCCUAGAAAGAUUCCCUAGAAAAUAAACGCAGGAGGGAUUAAUAAACAGAAAUAUUACAUUCUCAACCUGAGGCACGGCUUUUGGAUAACAAAUCAAGCGUAAUGCAACACAAAAGACAGGAUUAGAGGGUGGAAAAUACCUUGGCAACAUCACAUUUGUCUCUGCCUGACAGUAGUGUUAACUCGUUUUAUAGUGUAUUGUCACAAUAACAACUUCCUUUGUCGAGCGUAAUUACUCCGGCAAACCUCCGAGAAAACCUCUCGCAGUGUUUUUCCACCAUGGAUCGGGAGAAAUCUAUAUUACUGGAAACAGGCUGUGUGUGCAUUCCUAUUAUCUUUAAUGUCGAGGCGGUGAAUUCCCAGAAAGAGAGCUCUGUCAGGGAGGCCCGGCGGGGCGGAGUCAAGCCCUGCAAUUAUUCCUGGAAAGCGAAUAGGGGGAAGCUGCCGCGCGAUUCCUGGGAGCGAGCGCUCUCUUCAGCCUGUGGCCCAAACACGGGGGAGAGAUGAGUCUCAAAACCAGACACGGGGAAAUGACCGGGCUCACCGCGGUGUUAUCCUGAGAAUCAGCCGAAAGAAAAACAAACAUUUUUUCAUCAGCAAAAGCGCUGCUAAAAACCGGAGCUGUUAGAGCAAGACAACCAGAGGCGAAAUGGGAGUUGGUGCGGCGGCUGUGACGUCAGAGCCGCCGGUGCUGUUCUCAGAAUAGUCUUCUAGGAAACGGUAAUUUUUAAAAGCCCAGCCUUUACACUCUGUCCUUCACACAUUUGGAUCCCAUUCUGGUGACAACACACUCCAAACCGCUGCUACGGAGAUUUCUAUGUUUUAAACGUGUUGUUUUCAUGUUUCUCGUCCAGUGUUGUUCUUAUUACAACUACAGGACCAGAACAUUACUGACUGGGUACACCGAGCUCUUUUAUCACCGAUUUGAACGCUUUUUGUUUUGUUUUGUGGAAGUGCUUUUUCCUUUCUUCGGACGGAGAUCAUUGUCUUUAUGUUUCGUUAUUUUCUGCGGAAGAAACACUGACCGGAUCUUAAUCUGCCGAGGAUUUAAGGAAUAGCAUGAUUCUUUGUGUACCAGCUCCGAGAGCACCUCUGACUGCUGCUCCGUCCACUGAUACCCCGAGGGGGAUGCGGGCAGGAACAGCACCUACCCCUUGCCUUCAAAGCACCCCCCCACUAUGGGACCCAACAAAGGACCUGCGGGCGAUUGCCAGCAACUUCUGCUAUCUAGAAAACUCAGGAUGGUACUGGGGAGCUGUAACUGCAGCUCAGGCCCACGCUGCGCUUCAAGAGGCAUCUGAAGGAGCUUUUUUGAUACGAGACAGCAGUCACCCUCUGUACAUGCUGACCCUCUCCGUCAGGACGGCACGAGGUCCCACCAGUAUUCGGAUCCAGUACAGCGGGGCACAGUUUUUGCUCGACUCCAGUUCCCCAGCCAGGCCAAGCCUGUCGUCCUUCCCCAACGUGCCCAGCCUGGUGCAGCACUACAUGGGGCCAGGGAGGAAAGCAGAAGAGGGCAAGGUGUGGGAGGAGGCCCCUUCAAAACCCUGUCAGCAGACAAUUCAGGAGACAUCUGUGGUUUUAAAACUGAAGCGGCCCGUGUACAAGCCGCAGGGCCUCCCCUCCUUACAGCACCUCACUCGCCUGGUUAUAAACAGACACUCUGACCGGCCCGAGCAGCUCCCACUCCCCAGGCCUCUGCUGCGUUACAUUCAGGACUAUCCCUUCAAAGUAUAACGGGUGCCUCAUGAUGUUGUUACAUUUAAGGACAAAUAAACUGUCAAACAGGUCUCUGGUGCCUGAAAAUGACACCGCUGCUCCAGCAGUUGGAGGCCAGUCACGAAACUACUGGACACAGGGUGAUAUUUUUUGCUGAAAAAUGUGUAUAAAUUCAGUUUAUACUGACGUGCCUGGUGCCACACUUGAUUGGUCGAGGAUUGGGUGAUGAAGUACGAAGACUUGUGCGCAAAGAUGUACUGUAAUCACAUAUUUUGUGAUUGAUGUGGGAAUUGUCCAUGUCCAUUUGACCCUCAUCAGUUCUGGAUGUACGUACUGUUUCCAAUAACUACACUGAUUCCAUUAAGACAUCUUCUAUGCCGUUUUAUUUUUCUCAGUAAAACAUUUUUUCUACCUUUUACAUGUGUACAUUUUUCUAUUAAAAUAAUGAACUUA